This is a messenger RNA of Botrytis byssoidea, 351 nucleotides long. RefSeq lists its product as uncharacterized. The transcript has 2 exons. The coding region runs from base 1 to 351 and encodes 116 amino acids. Lineage: Eukaryota; Fungi; Ascomycota; Leotiomycetes; Helotiales; Sclerotiniaceae. The record is from RefSeq and is a predicted model, not a curated record.
AUGAAUGUCUAUGCUUCUUCACUCGCCUCUAUUUUCAUCUUCUUCUUGUUCAGUUCGAGCCCUCCUCCUCCACCAUCUUCUUAUCCUCCAUACCACACCCUUCCAUCCACCUCCCCAACGCACUCUUCCGCCCUCACAGCUCUAUCUCCGUCUCCACCUUCUGUUCCAACCCGACCUCGAACCUUGAAGCCAAUAUCGCUAGGAACUUUCCUAGAUAAGUUCGGUAAUAAGCGCGUGCAUUCGGAUAAUGAAGAAAAUGAAGGGGGAGAAGUAUCAAGCAAGGGAGACAUUGAGGAGAUGCAGAGUAUAGAGGAAUUAGAGAAUACCAUUCCGAAUUCUCCUGGCAAGUAG